Messenger RNA from Trichoplax adhaerens, 2655 nucleotides. RefSeq lists its product as uncharacterized. Gene Ontology annotation, biological process: transmembrane transport; chloride transport. NCBI's taxonomy places the organism in Eukaryota, Metazoa, Placozoa, Uniplacotomia, Trichoplacea, Trichoplacidae. Gene Ontology annotation, cellular component: membrane; intracellular membrane-bounded organelle. The transcript is spliced from 24 exons. Gene Ontology annotation, molecular function: voltage-gated chloride channel activity. The coding region runs from base 1 to 2655 and encodes 884 amino acids. The record is from RefSeq and is a predicted model, not a curated record.
AUGAAUAGGAUACUAAGACGAAGAAAGAAGCUUCGCGCUUACAUUCCAGCUGAAGUGGAAGAUGCUGAUGAAGACGAUGAAAUAUUACCUGAUGAUUUCGCCGAAUUGACUUUUUUUCAAACGGGUAGAGAGUUUGAAAGUACUUAUACCAGCCAUUCUUACACGAAAAAAGAGCAAGAAAAGCUGUCAGAAUAUGAAAGUUUUGAUUAUCUUUCGCCGCAAAGCGAUAGCUACCAGGAUUGGUUACGAACUGCUUCCGUCCAGGUAGAAUGGGAUCGAUGGCUUAUGAUGGGUCUGAUUGGAUUUGCCGUUGGUGUUGUUGGAUGGUUAUUACAUCAAUUUAUCGAUUUAAUAUCAGAAACAAAGUUCUCGGUUGCUGGAAGAAUGAUCGUGGAAGGAAAUUUUGGUGUUGCCUGGAUCUUCACUAUCGGUUAUAGCAUGCUAUUUGUUCUAGUAUCCGCCUCACUAGUAGUGUUCUUUAGGCCAUCGGCUGGUGGCUCGGGUAUGCCGGAACUUAUUGGCUUCUUGAAUGGAAGCCGUAUUCGAAAAGUAUUCAGUUUCAAGACUAUGAUAAUAAAGUUUUUGUCUUGCGUUUGUGCAGUGGGUUCCGGCUUACCGAUCGGCCCAGAAGGGCCAAUGAUUCAUUUAGGAGGUCUUGUGGGAGCUGGACUGAGCCAGUUGAAGUCAGAUACGUUUAAAAUCAAAUUACCUAUUCUUGAAAAAUUUCGAAAUCCGAAAGACAGACGUGAUUUUAUAAAUGCUGGAGUUGGAGCCGGUGUUUCUGCUGCAUUUGGGUCUCCUGUAGGUGGGCUACUCUUUGCUAUGGAAGAAGUUGCUUCAUUUUGGAGCAUAAAGCAAAGUUGGAUGACGUUCUUUUGCUGUAUGGUAUCAACUGCUACUACCGAUCUCUUCAAUUCGGCUUUUGAUGGGUUUAAGUAUGCUGGUGAAUUUGGUGCCUUUAAAGAAGACAAAUAUAUUAUUUUCCAGGUGAAACGUGGUAUAUCUAUAAACCUUGUAGCUUUUAUUCCAUCCAUUAUACUUGGUAUUAUCGGAGGAAUACUGGGUGCUUUCUUCACUUUUUUAAAUGUUAAAAUUCGAAGAUAUCGUUCGUCGGUAAUGAAACGUAUAAAAAAUAAACGAUGGAAGACAGCAUGUAAAAUCGCUGAACCAGUUCUUAUAAUGGCAAUUAUGGCUACUAUUUCAGUUUUCCUACCUGCAGCAUUCCCUUGUACUCCUUUCCGAUGUCGACUGGAUACAGAUACAUCCAGCCCUCAGUGUUUAACAGAUCGUAGACACCCAUUGCAUCUUGAACCGAAUGUACAACUAUAUACUUGUGAAGCUGGUGUUAACAUUAACUAUAAUGAUACCACUGUAUUCUACAAUAGAUCUUAUAGUCAAGUUGCAACGUUAAUGUUUGUGACUGGUGAAGAAGCUAUAAAACAUCUUUUGUCACGCAAUACCCAUUUAGAAUUCGAUUUUGGGCCUUUAAUAGCAAUUCUAGUUAUUUAUUUCCUUUUAUCCUGCUGGUCCUCUGGGACGUCAGUCGCUAGUGGUCUUGUUGUACCGAUGCUCUUAAUAGGUUCAUUAUACGGCCGCAUUGUUGGACGUAUCAUGGUACAUAUGUUUGGCAUACAUCGUGCAGGAUACUGGACAUGGAUAGAUCCAGGAGCAUUUGCUUUAAUUGGCUCUGCAUCAUUCUUUGCUGGUGUCUCACGCUUAACAAUGUCAUUGACAGUAAUUAUGAUGGAAAUUACCAAUGACGUGCAGUUCUUAUUAUGUAUAAUGACUGCCGUCAUAAUUGCAAAGUGGGUCGGUGAUACCAUUACCCAUUCGCUGUAUCAUGCAUUAAUGGAAAUGAAGUGCAUCCCAUUUUUAAACUGGGAACCGGUUAUAUUACAUAACAAGAAAGACAACGUUAGCAUAGAACUUUUUACGGCUGGACAAAUUAUGGCGAAAAAUCCUCUGAUUCUGCGAUCGCGAGAACGCGUUGCAGAUAUUGCCAAGUUGCUAUUGAAUUGCCAACAUUGUGGCUUUCCUAUUGUUAAAGAAGUUGAAGGUACCGAGAUAGUUUGCGGAAUUAUCAAAAGGCCAGAGUUGAAUUUGAUAAUGUUACAAGAAGAUUUAUUCGAAUCUAAUGAAGCAAGUCCUGUUGAUGUUCCCGUGCUAGAUUAUCAGCAGUUUAUCGAAGCACCUAAACAUCUUGAAAAGCCGAAUGAAGGCCCAGUUAAAGAAGCUCUUGAAAAGUACUGUCAUGAUGAAAAAUAUAAUGACCUUUACAUAGAUUUGGCACAUUAUUAUGGACAAUCGCCGAUCUGUGUACCAGAGUCAUAUUCCUUGUAUAGAGUUUACGCUCUCUUUCGAACUCUUGGCUUAAGACACUUAAUUGUUACCGACACUAGUAACAGGAUUUCUGGUAUCAUUACCAGAAAAGAUUUGAUGGGCCAUAGUUUAGAAGAACGACUUGAACCGUUCGUGAAAGAUGCUCUAAAAAGUGAAAUGAAAGUGACGGGUGAUAUUACGCAAGAAUUAGAUAAUAAUAAUAUCAGAGAUACCACACAAGAGUUAAAGGAUAAUGCCAGUGGUACUACGCAAGAGUUAAAAGAUAAUGCCGGUGAUACCACGCAAGAGUUAGGUGAUAAUGCCGGUGAUUCUUAA